Molecule: messenger RNA, 1859 nt
Organism: Solea solea (common sole)
Lineage: Eukaryota; Metazoa; Chordata; Actinopteri; Pleuronectiformes; Soleidae
Product: probable N-acetyltransferase CML1
Exons: 2
Coding region: 139-813 (224 amino acids)
Molecular function (GO): N-acetyltransferase activity
Source: RefSeq, a predicted model, not a curated record
CUGAACGCAGCAUGUAUCAGCAGCCUAGCCUCGGGCUAACGCAGACAAACACAAACGGGCUUUGUGAUUUCACUCACUUCUGUGCCCACAGCACAUCUACACAGCGCUGUUAGCGUUCAGACAAAACAGAGUUGAGCCAUGGCUGAUUUUCACAUCCGGAAAUAUCGUGAUGAAGACGAGGAGGCAGUGAAGGAGACCUUCACCUUGGGGAUGAGCGAGCAUGUGCCUUCAUCCUUCAUGCUUGUCCUGAAACAGCCACCGACGCAGAUGGUGCUCAUGUGCGUGUUCUGUGCUCUCUUGACCAGCUCAAAGUCCUUCCUGCUGCCCAUCCUGGCUGUCACUCUGUUGCUGGCCGCAGUGCGACAGGCAGUCGUCUACAUGUUUAACAAAUACAUCGACACCUGCCUCAGGAUUGACCUCAAGAACAUCGGCGAGACCUACCUGAAGCAGAAGGACUCGUGUUUUUGGGUGGCUGAAAGUGACGGCCGGGUGGUCGGCACAGUGGCGUGCCUCCCUGCUGAGACGGUGCCUGGAUGCUUGGAGCUGAAACGCAUGUCUGUUUGCCGCAGUCACCGCAGGAUGGGCAUUGCUAAGGCUCUGUGUCGGACAGUAGUGGACUUCUCCUGUGAGAGGGGAUGUCCCGCAGUCAUCCUGUACACCUCUGUGGUGCAGACAGAUGCUCAGAAGCUCUAUGAGAACAUGGGCUUUGAGAAGCUGAGAGAGUUUGUUGUGCCUGAGCUUGUAGCCAAAAUCAUGAACUUCACUUUGUUUGAGUACAGACUGGAUUUACAGAGAGAAGGUCAAAGAAACUGAAUCUGGCAUCAAGAAUUCAGGGGAACUGUGACAUUAAUGUUCUAGUUUUUUUUCUAGUGAUUUUCCUGCUGACACGACACAACCAACCACUCAGGGCAGAAUCAAUCACUUAUUGUUUCAUAAGAAUGUUGUAAAAGGUUUUUAAAAUAGUCUGCUAUGCCCAUCACCAGUUAUUGAAGGUUAAGUUCACUGUGGUUGUAUGAGGCACUGAAACAGUCGCUAAAAACACAGCUGCCACCGAUGGCACAAGGAAAAAGUCUUUCUGACUGGAAACUGACGUUUGUGUCACUCUGUAAACUGCUCACUCUCUUACACCAAAGCCCAUACAUACAAUCAUCUACUGCUGCCUCCAUCAUUAACUUUAAAUGUGUUCAUUUGUUUUUAUCUUAGUGACACAAACGCAUCAAAUAAGGCAGCCGUGGAGCAGCAGCUCCUCUGUCCCUGCAAGCUAUAAAUGCUGAUUUUCUCCAUGGGGUUUGGUGCAGGAGAGUGUGGGGUUUACAAACUUAAAAAGGAUGUCUAAUGGUGGAGAUUAAAGGGGAAACACAUUCUUAAGAUAGUUCAGACUCGCGCAGGUAUAGAUUUAAUCAGGUUAUUAUUGCUUUAAAUGAAUUACUGAAAUAAUGGUGUUCACUGAGGCAGUGGAACAUGUGCUUUGAACACAUUAGAUGGCUCCAUGUUACAGAUGUUUCAUACUGUGCAUCCCUAAAACCUUUCAGUGACACACGUUUAACAUUUUACUAAAUGGUCGUCGUGUUUUGCUCUUACGUUAAAGUAAAUUUGAUCACAAGGCAGUCAGAGAUGGCAGACUUCAUAUGUUGGCAAGUGCUGAAGCACACACACACACACAGACAGACAGACAGACAGACAGACCCACCAAAAACAAAAAGUGAUUCAUCUGUGGCCUGUACAAUGACAUUCUGUUGUGAACAUGAAGAUGAUGCACUUUAGAGAUGAAGUCGUUGGUCUGAUGUUGGAUUAUAAUCUGCUCCUGUAUUGGCGACAUAAAAAAACCCUUGUACUUCACCUUUUCUUCUACAAUGCCA